Molecule: messenger RNA, 309 nt
Organism: Staurois parvus
Lineage: Eukaryota; Metazoa; Chordata; Amphibia; Anura; Ranidae
Source: the annotation of a GenBank genome assembly
GGGAGGAAUAGUGCCCCAUCGUUGGUGUCAGUGGGGGGGAGGAAUAGUGCCCCAUCGUUGGUGUCAGUGGGGGGGAGGAAUAGUGCCCCAUCGUUGGUGUCAGUGGGGGGGAGGAAUAGUGCCCCAUCGUUGGUGUCAGUGGGGGGGAGGAAUAGUGCCCCAUCGUUGGUGUCAGUGGGGGGGAGGAAUAGUGCCCCAUCGUUGGUGUCAUGGGGGGGAGUAAUAGUGCCCCAUCGUUGGUGUCAGUGGGGGGGAGGAGUAGUGCCCCAUCGUUGGUGUCAGUGGGGGGGAGGAAAUAGUGCCCCAUCG